AUGCUUCUGCGUUUACCGUCUAGCCUUCAUUACCCCAUCACCGUAACGUCGCUGCUCAAACAGCCAGGCGAUGCGGUGGAAAGGGACGAGGCCCUGUUCUGGUAUGUCUAUCAGACGACUGUCACAGAAGGGGAUGGACUGGGCAAUAAGACCCAAGUCCAGCGCAAGUUCCCGACCAAGUUCGAGUCAACUGUUGAUGGGGAACUGGUUCAGUGGAAAGUUAGUAAGGGAGAUGUUCUGAAUGGACCUGUGGACAUCGUCGAGAUCGACGAGCCAUGUUCUCACGAGAUUCAAUUUGGGGGGCUUUGCGCGGAAUGUGGAAAGGACAUGACUGAAUCUACGUACAAUACGGAAAUCACGGAUUCGAUGCGCGCACCGAUCCAGAUGGUCCAUGAUAACACAGCUCUUACUGUGAGUGAGAAGGAAGCUACACGAGUAGAAGAAGACGCGAAGCGCCGUCUAUUGUCGAAUAGGAAGCUCUCUCUAGUGGUGGAUCUUGACCAGACAAUCAUCCAUGCCACGGUUGACCCGACAGUUGGAGAAUGGAUGGAAGACAAAGAUAAUCCAAACCAUCAAGCUGUGAGCGAUGUUCGGGCGUUCCAACUGGUGGACGAUGGGCCCGGGAUGCACGGUUGCUGGUAUUAUAUCAAGCUACGACCGGGGCUAGAGUCAUUUUUACAGAACGUCUCAGAGCUCUACGAGCUACAUAUUUACACUAUGGGUACUCGAGCGUAUGCGCAAAAAAUCGCAAGUAUUAUAGACCCAGACCGGAAACUGUUUGAAGACCGCAUUCUCAGUCGCGAUGAGAGCGGGAGCCUAACAGCGAAGAAUCUCCAUCGUUUGUUCCCCGUGGACACGAAAAUGGUGGUCAUCAUUGAUGACCGCGGUGACAUUUGGCGCUGGAGCCCUAAUCUCAUUAAGGUCUCGCCCUACGAUUUCUUCGUCGGCAUUGGAGAUAUCAACUCAAGUUUCCUACCCAAGAAACAGGGGUUCGAUGGGGCCAACAAGGACACCCAGACGACGGCGUCCUCAACAUCUAAAACACCACCGCUCCAACAUCCUGUCAAUGGGACGGCGAAAGGGGGAGUAGGGCCGGAGGUAUCGACACUGGAACAGCUCGUGACAAUGGGUGGUGGGGACAACCCGCGACUGCUACAGGAGCAGAACGAUGCUCAGGAAGAGAUAAUCAUGCACCAGGUAGAGGACCGUCCGUUGUUGCAAAAACAGAAGGAAUUGGAUGCGGAGGAUGAUGCGGCCGAGAGUAGCGAUUCAUCUACGAGCAUGGAUGAGUCUCAAGACCCCAGCAAACACCGGCAUCACUUACUGGAGGAUCACGAUAGGGAGCUCUUCCAGCUAGAAGAACGACUGGAACAAGUGCAUAAACUGUUUUUUGAGGAGUAUGAUAAGAAGCGUGUGCGAGCGCUAGGUGGAAGGGUGGCAGCUCUGCGAGGCGAGAGGACGCCGUCCAAGGAGAAGGACGUGGACUUGAAAUUGGUCCCCGAUGUCAAAGACAUUAUGCCGCAGAUUAAGCGUCGUAUCCUGGGUGGCGUAGUCUUGGUGUUUUCCGGAGUACUUCCUCUUGGAACAGAUACGCAGAACGCCGAUAUCUCUUUAUGGACAAAGAGUUUCGGGGGUGCGAUUUCCCAAAAGAUUAGUAUGAGAACCACCCACCUCGUGGCUGGUCGUAAUCGCACAGCGAAAGUUCGAGAAGCGACGCGCUAUCCGAACAUUAAGAUUGUCACGACGCAGUGGUUGCUGGACUGUCUGACGCAAUGGAAGCGGGUGAACGAGGAACCGUACCUACUGCCCGUGCAUCCCGAUGAUCGCGGCGAGCCAAUUGAGCCUGGGUCCAAGGAGGCAGAAAGCUCGUGGCCUUCAUCGUCGGACGAGGGAACGGGAACAUUCUCUACAGAUGACGACGGCCUGUCGGAAUCCACUGAGGACAUUCUCAAGUCUUCGGGACUCAACGAGAUGUCUCCCAUUGGGUACGACGCUGAACAACAAGCCGCCAUCCACGAGGAACUGAAGGAGUUCCUUGGAAGUGACGACGAGAGCGAGAGCGAUAGUGAUUAUUCGUUCCUAGCAGAUGAGGACAUCGCAUCCAGUAAGAAGCGAAAACGUGACGAUGAGUCCGAAGAUAAAAAUUACGAGCCUAGUUUAGAAGAGGACGAGAAUUUCCAAGGCUCUCGCCUCUCGCAACGGAUCAAGCGGUCCUACGAACGGAGCACCGGUCUGAGGGAGGUGGCUAGCGCGAACAUCGCUGAGUCCGCGCAUGAGUCGACAGAUCGCGACGACGAAGAAUCCAGAGACCUGGCAUCUCGAGAUCAAACAGCAAAGUUCCCCGAAAAUCCAGCCGAGGACGACGAUGAGCUGGAGCGGGAGAUGAUGGCGGCGUUUGAAGAUGGAGGCUACGACGAGGGUACUCUGCGUCAACCACGCCAUCGUCUGCAGAUUAUCCCCCCCAAAGUGAUUAUCAUCCACAUAGAUCUUACAAUUAUCGUUGACGUUAGCGACAACCCCGUACAUCUGCAGGGAAGUCUCGAUGAGACCUGUCAGCCAGAGUACGAAGAGGAUGAAACUGCCGAUGAUGAUGAUUCCCGGGAGAAGGAAGCGUUGCGCAGCGAGAAUGAGGAUGAGAAUGAUGAAGAAGAUGCCCAGAGCGCCGGAGACGACCAUGUAUGGGAAGAGCCUAACGAUAUGCGGCUUGAUUGGGAACAGCAUGAAUGGCUCCAGAUCCAAGAGAAGUGGCAAGGGAGGUAA
Aspergillus tanneri is the source of this 2760-nucleotide messenger RNA. RefSeq names its product protein-serine/threonine phosphatase (gene fcpA). The record is from RefSeq and is a predicted model, not a curated record. Gene Ontology annotation, cellular component: nucleus. The transcript is spliced from 5 exons. Gene Ontology annotation, molecular function: RNA polymerase II CTD heptapeptide repeat phosphatase activity. NCBI's taxonomy places the organism in Eukaryota, Fungi, Ascomycota, Eurotiomycetes, Eurotiales, Aspergillaceae. The coding region runs from base 1 to 2760 and encodes 919 amino acids.